AACAGACCCAAACCCCAAUUUCGUUCCAUCUCCAAAACAACACUUGCCCAAGUAAAAAGGUGAAUACAACUGACAUCACCAGUUGUAGCGAAGACUUGAAUCAAAGCUGGUAGCAUUUGUAUCUACUAUUUUUCGGAUCUAAAAUGUCUUUGAAGCCAAUCUCAAGCCCAGUGCCGGUGGUUUGGUACCCUACCUUGGCGGUUUUUAUGCUCGCGAUCGGCUUGAUUGUCACGGCCUCUUUCUUCAUAUAUGAAGCCACAUCUUCGAAAAGAAACCGCAGUCUCGCUAAGGAGCUUACAACAGGAGCAGUAGCGUCAGUCUUCCUGGGAUUUGGAUCAUUGUUCUUGCUUCUUGCUUCUGGUGUCUAUGUUUGAUUCUGCACCUGACCAUGCAUUUUCCCUUCCCCAAACUAUUGAGAUGAUUCAUACAUGGUGGAUAGUUUUGCUCAAGUGAUGUAGCUUUCUUUGUUAACUUUUCGUAAUAGUAACAGCUUCAUGUCAUUAGCAUGUGGUUUGCUUCGAACAAAAGAACUAUUUUCUUAGACUGGUAUGUUGUUUGCCUGUUUCAAACUUAGUGGUGCAUGAGACAUUCCUAAUAACCCAGAAAUCAGUAACUCAUAUGUUAACCUUUUUUUUUUU
Molecule: messenger RNA, 638 nt
Organism: Daucus carota subsp. sativus
Lineage: Eukaryota; Viridiplantae; Streptophyta; Magnoliopsida; Apiales; Apiaceae
Exons: 4
Coding region: 144-374 (76 amino acids)
Biological process (GO): protein N-linked glycosylation
Cellular component (GO): membrane-bounded organelle
Source: RefSeq, a predicted model, not a curated record